AUGGCGGUUGGAACAAGGCUAACACCUUCUUUAGACAAACCUGCUAUUGAUCUUACUUUGUACAAAAACAAGAUAGGAUCAUUACUUUACCUUACGAUAUCAAUCGAAUCCAAGAGAACCACAUUUAACAGCGGUGAAGAAUAUUUUGGAUAUCUCAAUGGCUCAAUUUCGUUAGGAUUGUGGUAUCCAUCGAAAUCUGGGUUUUUCAUACAAGCAUUUUCAGAUGCUGAUUUAGGAGGUUGCAAUCUCGAUAGAAAAAGAACAAGUGGUGGAUAUCAAUUACUAGAUGGGAAGUUAGUAAGCUGGAAAUCGAAAAAGCAAACAUGUGUUUCAAUUUCCAUAGCAGAAGCAAAGUAUGUUGUUGUUGUAGCUUGCACUUUCACAAAUCAUAUGGAUUAA
Lactuca sativa (garden lettuce) is the source of this 399-nucleotide messenger RNA. RefSeq names its product secreted RxLR effector protein 161-like. The record is from RefSeq and is a predicted model, not a curated record. NCBI's taxonomy places the organism in Eukaryota, Viridiplantae, Streptophyta, Magnoliopsida, Asterales, Asteraceae.